Ochotona princeps (American pika) is the source of this 2427-nucleotide messenger RNA. RefSeq names its product adipocyte plasma membrane associated protein (gene APMAP). The record is from RefSeq and is a predicted model, not a curated record. Gene Ontology annotation, molecular function: strictosidine synthase activity. The transcript is spliced from 9 exons. NCBI's taxonomy places the organism in Eukaryota, Metazoa, Chordata, Mammalia, Lagomorpha, Ochotonidae. Gene Ontology annotation, biological process: biosynthetic process. Bases 89 to 1336 code for a protein of 415 amino acids.
UCCGGGCGCCGCGCGGACUGGAGCCCGAUCCCGCGCUGCUGCUGUCCGGAGGCGGCGGUGCGCUGGGCUGCCGUGUGUGUCCUGCACCAUGGGCGAGGCGGACGGGCUGCGACAGCGCAGGCCACUGCGGCCGCAGGUGGUCACGGACGAGGGCCAGGCCCCGGAGGCCAAGGACGGAAGCUCCUUCAGCGGCAGAGUCUUCCGAGUGACCUUCCUCAUGCUGGCGGCUUCGCUCACCGUGCCCCUGCUCGGUGCCAUGAUGCUGCUGGAGUCUCCCAUAGAGCCGCAGCCUCUCAGCUUCAAAGAACCCCCUUUCUUUCUUGGUGUUCUGCAACCAAAUACGAAGUUGCGACAGGCGGAAAGGCUAUUUGAAAACCAGCUUAUUGGGCCAGAGUCCAUAGCCAAUAUUGGGGAUGUGAUGUUUACGGGAACAGCUGAUGGCCGGGUCAUCAAACUGGAGAAUGGGGAAAUUCAGACCAUCGCCCGGUUCGGGUCAGGGCCUUGCAAAACCCGAGAUGACGAGCCUGCAUGUGGGCGGCCUCUGGGCAUCCGAGCUGGCCCCAAUGGAACUCUCUUUGUCGCUGAUGCUUACAAGGGGCUAUUUGAAGUGAAUCCUUGGAAACGCGAAGUGAAGCUCCUGCUGUCCUCCGAGGUACCCAUCGAGGGCAAGAAGCUGUCCUUCAUCAAUGACCUGGCCAUCACCCGAGACGGGAGGAAGAUUUACUUCACGGAUUCCAGCAGCAAGUGGCAGCGGCGAGAUUACCUGCUUCUGGUCAUGGAGGGCACCGAGGACGGGCGCCUGCUGGAGUACGACACCGUGACCAAGGAAGUGAGGGUUCUCCUGGACCAGCUGCGCUUCCCUAAUGGAGUCCAGCUCUCUCCAGCAGAGGACUUUGUGCUUGUGGCCGAGACGACCAUGGCGAGGAUACGAAGAGUCUACGUGUCCGGCCUGAUGAAGGGAGGGGCUGAGUUGUUCGUGGAGAACAUGCCUGGAUUUCCAGACAACAUCCGGCCCAGCAGCACUGGCGGUUACUGGGUGGCCAUGUCUAGCAUUCGUCCCAACCCGGGAUUUUCCAUGUUGGACUUCUUAGCCGAGAGACCCUACAUCAAGAGAAUGAUUUUUAAGCUGUUCAGCCAGGAGACGGUGAUGAAGUUUGUACCGCGGUACAGCCUGGUCCUGGAGCUCAGUGACAGUGGGGCCUUCCGGAGAAGCCUGCACGACCCUGAUGGACUGGUGGCCACCUACGUCAGUGAGGCUCACGAGCAGGAUGGGCACCUGUACCUGGGUUCCUUCAGGUCCCCCUUCCUCUGCAGACUCAACCUCCAGGACGCAUAGCCGGACAGUCCAGCCCUGUGUGCUGGGCGGCAUCCUGCCUGGACCAGCUGGAGCCGGGGACACAGCUCUGCCCACUGUACCUGCCAGUCCUUGGAGGUUUGGCUGAUGCAACUCCCAAGGAUGUGUGGGCCCCCUAGGGCCUCCUCUCAUGGGGGCUUGGCUUUGGGUUUAGAGAGAAGUAUAAUAUAUCAGCCAGGGAAGGUAAAUCUGUGAGCCAUUUUCUGUUCUUUUUCUUAAAGCUUUCUUAGUGCAAUAACUGUGAGCUAGGAAUCAGUGUGCGCUUUAGCAGGCUCAGGGUUGGUAUAUGGAGCCAGAGGAGAGCUGCCCAGGACUACAGUGUCUUUAUUAGGAAAUGGGGUGAUACUUUUGGUGGGUUCAUGAGGAGGCAGAGCCUGGGUGUGAGCAUUUUGGGAGCUGUGUGAGCUGUGUCCCUGGGGACUGUGUGGGGUGUAUGCCCAGGGUCCUACGUGUUCCCUCCACGGUAGAGUGAGCAUUGCUCCCCCUUCCACCUGACACGCCAGAGAUUUUCAAGGCCUUUAACCCUGUGGUUAAGAUGCUGAGUGGGACAGCUGCACCCCGUAUUGUAGGGCCCAGGUUUGAGUCCCAGCUCUGCUCCCAAAGUUAGUGUCUUGCUGACAUGCCACCCGGGAGUCAGCACCCAUGUGGCAGACCUGAUUCAAUCCUUGGCUCCUGGCUUCAGCCAGAACUGUGGUGAGCAUUUGAGGAAGUGAAUCGGUAAAUAGAGGUGCUCUAUUUUUCUCUCUGUGUGUCUCAAAUAAAAUAAAUAAAAUAAUGUGAAGAGACUCCAGAGCGGGUGUCUAGAAAAGGCAAAGUGGCCAUUGGCUUAGAUGUCUUACUGGGUUUCUGUCUAUAGGACUUGGGUGACCUGGGGACUCAGCAGCUGCUGCAGGAGUGUGUUCAGGGUGUCCUAGGUCUCUUCUCUGUUCUGCACCUCUAGACCACAGAUGUGAGUAGCACACGUGUUAGUAUCCCGUUUGCUCUAAUGUUAAGAGUCCAAGUUGACGUGUACCUUGACAAAUGCGUCCAGACACUGGAAUUAAGUUUGAUAAUAAAACAUACUAUUAACAGGA